Molecule: messenger RNA, 2382 nt
Organism: Phragmites australis (common reed)
Lineage: Eukaryota; Viridiplantae; Streptophyta; Magnoliopsida; Poales; Poaceae
Product: transcription factor MTB1-like
Exons: 2
Coding region: 230-2014 (594 amino acids)
Biological process (GO): regulation of DNA-templated transcription
Cellular component (GO): nucleus
Molecular function (GO): transcription cis-regulatory region binding; DNA-binding transcription factor activity; protein dimerization activity
Source: RefSeq, a predicted model, not a curated record
GUGGCCCACCAACACGCCGUCAACGUCUCCGCUCGUUGCUCUGCCAUUCUUCUUCCUCACGUCGCCAGACAAAGCACGCAGCUUUCGCCAGAUCCAUCCCUCGUCUCUCUCAAUCCCCUGCAGCCAAGCAGCGAGAUCCAGUCGCCAUCCUCCGAAACGCCCAGCCAACAUCAGUAGUUGGCUCCGCCGCGUUCGUGGACUGCGGAUCAGCGAUUAAGGUAAUGCACUGAUGAAGACAGAGAUUGAGGAGGUAGGCACCGCAUGGUUCUGGACUGAGGAGGACAAAGCCCUUUGUGCUUCUGUGCUGGGUUCGAAAGCUUUCGCGUAUCUGACAAAAGGUGGUGGUGUCAUAUCUGAAGGUCUUGUAGCAGCAUCUGCCUUGGUGGAUUUGCAAAAUAAACUUAAGUACCUGGUUCAGGCAGAUGGUCAGAGCCUUCGUUGGAACUAUGCCAUCUUCUGGCAGCUCUCCCGUACCAAGUCUGGUGACAUUGUCCUUGCCUGGGGUGAUGGAUCUUGCUGCGAAUCCCAUGAUAGCGAGAUGGGAUCUGCUACUUCUACUGUUGUGGAUGAUGCGUCUUCAGUGACCAAACAGAGGAUGCGGAAGCGGGUCCUGGAGAGGCUGCACUCAGCAUUUGGUGGAGCUGAUGAGGAGGAUUAUGCUCCUGGAAUUGACCAGGUCACUGAAACUGAGAUAUUCUUUCUAGCAUCUAUGUAUUUUGCAUUUCCACGUCAUGUUGGUGGCCCUGGGAAAGUGUUUGCUGCAGGCGCACCCCUUUGGAUUCCAAACAAGGAGCUCAAUGUUUCCCCAUCAAAUUAUUGUUACCGGGGAUUCCUUGCAAAUGCGGCGGGAUUUAGGACCAUUGUGUUAGUGCCAUUCAAAGCUGGUGUACUUGAGCUAGGCUCAAUGCAGAACGUGCCUGAGAGUUCUGAAACUCUGGAAACUAUAAGGUCAGUGUUUCUAGGGACUUGCAGUAACAAAUCAGCAAGUGAUAAGCAUAAGGAGAAUGGUUCUGCUCAUAUAUUGCCGGGUUUGACAAAGAUCUUUGGGAAGGAUUUGAAUUUCAGCCAACCUUCAGCCAGCAAAGGAGCUGAUCCAUCAAAGGUGGAUGUAAGCUCAAGGGAUGCACAGAAGAGCAGUGGUUGUAAGAGCAUGUUGCUCCCUAAUCUCCGGAAAGGAUUGCAGAAUUUGACAUGGAGUCAGGCUCGAGGCCUGAGUUCUCAUCAGCAGAAGUUUGGCAAUGGUAUCUUAGUUGAGACAAGUGAGACUGCACAUUGUAGCAAUGGAGCUGCUCAUGGCCCUGGAGUGAGCCCAUUUCAGCCUCAGAAGCCACAGCAGAUCUUGACCCAACCACCACCUCAGCCUUGGGGGCCAAGGCAAAUAGAUUUUCGUGUAGGGUCCAGUUCCAAGUUUGGUGUUUUGAUUUCACAAAAAGCCAUGUUGGAUGGGGAGUAUGGCGAUGUUGAUGGCUUCUGUAAGGAGGAAAGGGAAGACCGGAAGCCAAGGAAGAGGGAAAGAAAAUCAACAAACGGGAGGGAGGAGCCGCUUACCCAUGUUGAGGCUGAGCGCAAAAGGAGGGAAAAGCUGAACAAGCGGUUCUGUGCUCUGAGAGACAUUGUGCCCAACAUCUCAAAAAUGGACAAAGCAUCCAUUCUGGAAGAUGCCGUGGCAUAUAUCGCAGAUCUCAAGAAGAAGCUGCAAGAGAUGGAGGCAGAUCAAGAGAAGUUCUUGGAGCGUGGUAAGGUAGACACCAGGGAGCAAACAUCUAGGCCGGAAGUUGACAUCCAGGUGGUGCAAGGUGAGAUUCUUGUUCGAGUAGUAUCGCAAAUGGAGAACCAUCCAAUAAAGAAGAUGCUCCAAGCUUUUGAAGAGGCAGAGGUGGAAGUAGGUGAAUCAAAGGUCACAGCUAACAAUGGUACAGUUGUGCAUUCCUUUGUUAUCAAGUCCCCUGGCUCUGAGCAGCAUACAAGAAAGAAAUUGCUCGCCUCUAUGUCUAAUGCAACUAGCUCUGUGUAGAAUUGGAUGUCAACUUGAUGUGUUUUUGACAGAUCAUUUUGGUGACUGUGAACUGGUAACUACUAUGACACCCAUUGGUAACUACUGUGACACCCAUUGGUAUCGGACUAUCGGUAUAGGUGAUAUAUCCACAUAUAGAACUAAGAUCCUUACUUAGCAAGAAACUCUGUAAGUACGAUUCACAACUGUAAAUUUGUAACUGUCUAUUCCUGUGAUUCGCCAAUUUUAUAUGUUUCAUGGGAUACCGAUCAUAGUGCUGUCAGAACAGAAGUUUUGUGUCAUUCAAUUCAACCACCUUGGUCAUAUAUAAUGUUCGGAUUUAUACAUUUUUUUUCUUAACGCUAUUUGAUGGAGUGCCGUACUUUUCA